Schistocerca americana (American grasshopper) is the source of this 5484-nucleotide messenger RNA. RefSeq names its product zinc finger protein 84-like. Bases 464 to 2035 code for a protein of 523 amino acids. Gene Ontology annotation, biological process: regulation of transcription by RNA polymerase II. Gene Ontology annotation, cellular component: nucleus. The record is from RefSeq and is a predicted model, not a curated record. Lineage: Eukaryota; Metazoa; Arthropoda; Insecta; Orthoptera; Acrididae. The transcript has 5 exons. Gene Ontology annotation, molecular function: RNA polymerase II cis-regulatory region sequence-specific DNA binding; zinc ion binding; DNA-binding transcription factor activity.
UUUCUCGGCGGUGCCGCAAUGCUAUGUAGAGGGGACCUGAAGUGUUGGUGUUUCAGCGGGUGGUUCGGAUAGGAUGUGUUUGUUGCAGAGACUACGAAGUGUUUCUCUCUAAAAUGUAAAUAAUCGUGAAUGAUUAGUGCUGUAAUCACCAAAAAUUGCCCUCAUUUAAGAUGGAAGUGAGCGGUACGCCGUCGAUUACCAAGGCCUUAUGUUUCAUUUGAUUUGGCCUCAGCCCGUUUGUCUUUAGAUCCACCGUUUGUUUAGUUAUGAAGCAAAUAGUUAUAUCAUUAGUAUACGCUAAAUUAUUUAGUAAAUGUGAGUGUGCUGUCGGUGAUAAAGUGUUAGCUGUCUCGCAACCUGAAACUAAGAUUAUCACUUUCACCUAAUGUUUUUAUUGCUGAGAGACCUAAAGCCAUAGAAAAAGUGAAAUCUUCUAACAUUGGGUGUACCAUAACUGAACAUAAUGGAGAAAAUCUGUCGGCUGUGCAUGAGCAGAGCUGAAGAUUUGAUUUCCAUCUUCGAAACCACUGACGAAUUUGACCGUACCGUUGCAAAUAAAAUAUCAGCAUGCGUUGCCAUAGAGGCUAUGGAAGGUGAUGGAUUGCCAUCUGAAAUUUGUAAGGAAUGUGCCUCGCUCUUGGAUGUUAUGUAUAACUUCAAGGAAAAAUGUCGGGCAUCAGACUGGACACUUCGAAAGCUGAAAGCUAGAGCGACACAUCAUCGUCAAUUUGUGGGCCCUGUAUACAAGUUGAUGAAUGAAACAAAUCCUGAUGUAAAUCUUGAUGCAAGGCUGGCCAAGAAUCUGAUUGGAUAUCACAAUGCUGCUCCUGCUGAGGGGCCUGAAACUUUCUUGGUGCAAAAGGGGCCUGAGGUGAUAGCUAUCACAGUCAUUGAUCCUAAUGCACCUGGGGAUUGUACAAAAUCGAAUACAUCUGGUGGUUGGACUGACCCAAUGAAACCGCAUGAUAUGCAGUCUUCAGUGGAUGGCAGAUCUCUUUAUGGGGGAACUCCUGGCAGUUCUUCACCAGAUCUCGCCGAGGGAGCUCCAAUAUUAUUUGUCAAUGAAGGUAUCGACUCCGAUGGACAGUUGGUAACAGAAUUUGAACCAGUAAGUGCAUUCCACCCUGAAGCUCUUCGGCGCAGACUCGAAAGAGAUCUUCCAAAAAGUGAAAAUGAUAUGCAACCGGCCUCAAAAAGUGAAACUGAUACGCAACCGGCUUCAGAAAGUGAAACUGAUAUGCAGUCAGCUGCAGAGCAAAGAUCAGAGCAAAGAAAUUCUGCAGUUCACAUGUGCCGAGAAUGUAAGGAACCAUUUGGAACUGAAGAAGAAAUGAUUAAUCAUCUAAAGACUCAUUAUAGUUGUAUAGAUUGUGGUCAGACUUUUACAGAGGUUGACGAGUUGACCGAACAUUGCAAAAUGUUAUGUGCAGCAGAACCUUGGAGUUGCAAAACAUGUGGAAUGACAUUUAGCAGUAAAGACAAACUUCAUAGUCAUUUACAAGUCCACACAGAGAAACCAUAUAUCUGUGACGAGUGUCCAUCAUCAUUUUCAAGAAAGGAUGUUCUUGCAAGACAUAAAGCUAUUCAUUCUGGGCGCCAGUUUAUUCAUGUUUGUGAUGAGUGUUCUAGAGUAUUUACGCGUGAAGAGGACAUAAAUUUGCACAAGCUAACCCAUUCAUUUUGUAAAGAUUGUGGCGUUCAGUUUGCAUCGAGUCAGGAAUUGUCAGCGCACAAAUUGUCGUGCCCAAAUGUUAAACCUUGGCCUUGUGACUUAUGUGAUAAAUCAUUUGUUUCAAAAGACAGACUUAAUCGACACUUAAAAAUACAUUCUUCUGAUAAACCGUAUGUAUGCGAAAUUUGUUCAGCUGCAUUUAAUAGGAGAGAUAAACUGACAAGACAUAAAACAACACACAGUGGUGACAGACCUUAUCAGUGUGAAUAUUGUGAUCUUAGCUUCACCCGAAGAGACAAACUUGGAAGACAUAUGACCACUCACUUUAAAUCUCAAGUUAAUAAUGAGGAAAACUUCAGUUAGGGGGUAGAAAUUUAUUUUCAUGAGUUUUUUUCAGCUGAAUAUUUUCAAAACAUUGUGACAGCUGCAAUUUUCAAACAUGUUUCAUCAUUAUCUCAAAUUUAAAUUGUAUUCUGAUUUUAUUUAUUUAUUAUUUUUCAUUAAUUUGUUCAUUUCAUCCUCCUUCGGUGUUACACAUGAGCAUCAUUUAGAAAUGCCCUUGACAUAAGAUAUGUAUUUAUAAUUUGUCAUUAAUCGUACAGGCAGUUUUGCCUUAGAAACUGAAUUAUUGGGCAUAUAAUGCUGUAUGCUUUUCUGCAAUUUUCCCUCUUGAACGUAUGCCUCCACCAAUUUUUGGCUUGAAUUGAUCGUGUAUGGAACAUACAAGUUUGUGAAUUAAUAUUCAAAAAAGUUUUCGUUAGCCCUUACUUUAGGAGGGUAAAAACUUUCAAGCUUUUACAUGGAAGGUACGGCGACUCCCUUGUUGAACUGUCUGUAAUAACAUUAACCCCUAAACUUUCUUUCUACUGUAGCUGAACAAACAAAGCACUGUUGUGAUCAUGACAAAUAAGUUAGAGUAGUCAACAUUUUCGGUAGCAGUGAGUCCAGUGGCUUUAUGUCUCUGCUGUGUGACAGUAGACUAAAAAUUACUCAUAUUUGAGUGAAAGCAUUCUAGAAGCACUGAGAUGGCUACCAACAAGGCACUUGACAUUUCAUGGAGAACGGGGCACACAUGCUGCAUUUAAUAAAGAAGUUUUCUAGAAAUAAUGGAUUUUCUAUUUUAUUUAGAUGGCAUUCGUAUUUUGAGUCCAGGUGUUUAUACAGAGAUAGGGACUAAAAAAUGAACCCCCAGAUUAUUUCAGGAAAUGCAUUAUUAUUUUAGUUGUCAGUUCCUAAAAACUAGUGUUUCUGUCUUUCUUACAGUGAAAAUAUUUUUUCAGUUGUGUUAGUGUGUAGAUAUGACAGAAAAAAUCACUCCAAAACUAAUACACGUAGGAAGAAAGCAAAGCAAAGUCAAGUCAUAGAACAUGAAUGACUGGGAGACCCUGAAGAAAAGAUGCAGGCACCUUUCUUACAUGAAGUAUAAGAGCUGUCUGUGUAAGUGUAGAUGUUUAGUGUAGGUGACUGGAGUGAGUGAGCAAGUGUGUGUGUGUGUGUGUGUGUAUGUGUGUGUGUGUGUGUGUGUAGAGAGAGAGAGAGAGAGAGAGAGAGAGAGAGAGAGAGAGAGAGAGAGAAGGUGAUGAGAGAAGGAAGAGGGUGAAACCCGGAGCUGGCACGUAGCCUACUCCUCUCGAAGAGCACCAAGAGGCCCACCGAGCUUAACGACCCCAUCCGAUGGACAGAUCACCAUCAACAGUGUUGCAUGCUCUCACUUCAUGAGACAUUGAGGAGAGGUUCGGAAUUCAAUCCAGACCAUUGGCACAAAGAUUAUUGACAAGGGACCUUACACCUCUACCCCUCCUAUUGCCUCUGCUGCAAAGGCAAAUGAAAAUUUUCAAUAGUGCGCAACAUACCCAGAUGGUCAUCCAUCUAAGUACUGGCCAUGCCUGAUGGUGCUUAACUUCAGUGAUCUGAUGGGAAGAAUGUGUAUUAUAGAAGUUUUACAGAUGAGUGCCAACAUACAAUGUAAUUACUGGAUAUCUUGACAACAGAGUCAGUAUAAAAGAGGAAUGGUAAUGCUUUGAAGAAUCUUCAUUUUUUUAAGUUAAUGUAAGUACUUUUCUUUCUUGUAUUUUGAAGUUACUAUGUUCAUAUUGAAUCGGACUGAGUAUAGUGUCACCUUAAUUUUCACAUGCUGUGGCAUGUGAAUCAUUUCUGCUUCAUUAUAACAAAAACAAAGAAAAACUGCUACUUCUGGAAAGCAUGUCAUUUAUUUAUUCAUCCAGGGAUCAUCUUAAAAUGGUAGAGGAUUUGUCAAAAUACAAUGAAAAUAGGAACCUCAAAAAAUAUAGAUACACAUAGAAUAUAUAAGUACGCUUUGAGGAUAGGACAUGUGGUUGGCCAUGGCCUUGAUGAAUGAACCAUCCCAGCAUUUGCCUGAAAUGGUUUAGGAGAACCUAAAUCAGAAUGGCUGGAAAGAUGACUUCGGGAGCACGAACAUCCUGCUACGCCCCUUGCACUUCGUUCAAUCCAUCCGGAAAACUGAUUCCAGGACCACAGACAUGCUACCAUAUGUCAUGCACGUCUACAUGUCAUCCCUUCAGUUUGCAUAGAAAAGUGAUCCAGCAUACCAUUUUAAGCAAUUCCCCAUAAUUGAGUCGGCAAGUAACAUUGUGUGGCAUGAAAUAUUUAAAAUUAUGUUGGUUGCUUCUUUGUAUGGUAUUUUGUCUCUUUGAAGCUGUAACCAAGAGGAAAGUCAUACAGUUGAUCUAAGAUGAAUUUUCCUACAUGCUUGCCGACAGUGAAACACAGACAGGCUGUUAAGACAUCAUGUUUAUUCUAGAGUUGAUGUCUUUUCAGCCAAAUCCUGUUGAUCUGGUGAAGGGGUAUUCUCAAAUGGGAAUAUUUUAGGGAUUACCAAUUGUGAUAUUUUCCUUACUAACAAUGGAAAUAUCUCAAACAUUAGUUGGAACUUGGGAAUUGGAACCAUUUUUAUUUUGUUUCUGGGACCCUAUAGCCCAACCAAAAAUAGGCCUUUUGUGUGCGUGUGUGCGUGUGUGUGUGUGUGUCAGUAAGUACGUGUAACAGAGUAAAGUUGACGACUUGUUCCACAACUGUGUCGGGAUACCCAGCCAUCGACUAAUAACUGGUGCAUCCGAGAGAGAUCUGUGUUAGUUUUGUUUCCUAUUUAUGAAUAAAUCUAUUAGUCACCAUCCUCUUUCUUAUUUCUGAUCACAUUUUCUGUCUGGUACAAGCACAUUCAAAAUGGUACAGCAUAAGAAAUUGUUUGGAAGUGAUUGAAUUGGAUUUGUAGUAAACCAUGUGCCUUGUUCAGUACAUGAUAAAUAAGUCUUGAGGUCUUGCUAAUCCAUGUGAGGCACCCCACCUUAAAAUUAACAGAAACCAUAAAAAUUAAUUAACCCCUUGCUAGAAUAAUUAACACAUCUGAUGCUAGAGACAGUGAAAAUAUAAAUGUGAAAUAAGUGUUGUAUAGUAGAAAUCAAGUUAAGAGGAAUGAAUUGGGGGCUACCCAUCUAAUAUUAAAAAUUAAAUGUAUAUUUAUGUACAAUGUAUGUAUCGUGUAAAUAGUAGCUGUAUAAACCCUUUGUUUUUCUGAGAACUGUGUGCUAUGUGGGGCUGUAAUGUGUUAGUAAGCAAAACUGAAUGUAUUAAUUGUGAUCAAUGCGUACUAGAUGUAUUAAUUUUGAUUUUAAUUGUCUGCAGUUAUUAUUUAGAUUCUAAGUUUUUGUGUUGCAGUAGCUACAUUUUAAAAAGGCAGCUGACUGAUUUUUUUGUGAUGUUGAAAUAUUUUCUGUUUGUUGGUGUACUUCUAUGUAUUAGUUAGAUCGUGAUAAAGAUUAUGUACAUUUUCA